AUAGCAUAUAAUGUUUUGGAUCAAAUUUUCCUUCUCUGCCUUUAUAAGAUCUCUCUCUUCUCAUCCCCUUCUCUCUGCUUUACCUUCACUGAAGUCCUAUUCCCUCUCCAUUAGUAGUGACUACUGGCCUGCUUCCUACUUGGUCUCCCUACUCAUUUCUCAUUUUAGUCCAUUCUCUACAUUGCUUCCCACUGAUUUUCUUUCAGCAUAGGUCCAACCAUGUCCCUGCUGUCCUUGGUAAGCUCCCUGUUGCUUCUAGGUUCAAGCCUGACCCCAGCCUAGCCUUCCAGCCUCAUUCUACAUUACUGCCACCUUCCCAGUCACCCAGGAUUGUAGCUGAGGUGUCAUCCUUGACUCCCCACUAUCUCUCACCCUCUCAGGUGACAGUUCUUGUAUAUACCCCCUUCUUUCCUUUAGCACUGCCAUCACACUCACGUAGGCCCUUAUCAUCUCACAUCUGGACUAUCUUUGCCAGAAAUCUCUUCCCAUUAGAAUCCAUCCUGCACUUAGGUGUCAAAAUGAUCUUCCUAAAGACGGGUCUAAGCAUAUCAUUUCUAGAUAGAGCUAAUUUACAACAAAUGGCUUGUAUUCUAUUUAAUUUCUAGCUCCUAUAAACUGAGAAUGUGUUCUCUAAUAAUAUAUGCAUUGCUCCAAAAGAACAAAAAAGAGAUACUCAAUGGAAUUCAUUGAGAUUGGAUUUGAAUAGUAUUAGAAAAGACACAAUUGGCUGUCUAUACAUCUUUUUCCUUUAAUGUUCGCAUAAUGAAUUUUGAAACAUGAGCCAGACUUUAUAAUUUUUGCUUUACCUUUUUUUUUCUGGACCCCCCCAACCCAAAAACAAUGAAUGAAUUAUGAUUAGUAAAUUGGAAGUGUCAGAAGAGAAUCUCUGUGGGCCUACAGGUAGGCAUACAUUUUAAAAAUGGAAAAUGACGGUUUAAAAAAAAAGUAAAAAUGAAGGAAGAUUGUAAUUUUUUCUCUGUGUGUUUACGUCUGUGUGUUCAUAUACUUGUGAAUUUACUGUUUUGGGGAAUUCUUGGUAUGGAAACAUUCACCAUUGAUGCAAAUCUUCAACUUGUCUAACUUGUCAUUUUUUAAAGUUUCCUGGGAGACUAAGAGGUUAAGUGAGUCAUCUUUGCUUAAGAAGAUGUGUGUGUCAAGGGCAGGAUUUGAAUCUAUAAGUGCAGCCCUCUUUCCACUAUUUUGUGUUGCUUUAAGCUAUAAAAUAUAUGAGGCCUGUAAAAGCAGAAGGAACUCGUACUUUAUUUGCAAGGCACAGAGCUCCUAUUUAACGGGCUACAUUCUGACCUUUUUACUUGUUCAAGCAUUAUCAAAUACUUAAAUUGUCGCCCUGUAUGGCCUGCUUUUCUUGCUAUUUUCUGACAUUCAGUUUACAGUUACUCAAGGCUGAGAUAUACACACUGAGAAUAGAAGUAAAGGGAUUAACAAAGAAUUAUUCUUUUAUUACUGAAGUUAUACAAAAUAGCAAGUAACAAUAUAUUUUGGGCAAUAAAUAGAUGUUUUCAUCUGAUUUGAAUGGAAAUGUUAGGGAACAGACAGCUAUGAUUUGCAUAGUACAAUCCAGAAGAUGGAAAGUGGGAUUGUUCUGGUAUUUCUAAAUUCCAGAUAUUAAUUUAAAUCUUUUUAGAAUAAAUAUUUGACAUAGAGUGUAAAUGUAAACUAGAGGUUUAAUUCAGCUAAAAAAAAAUAGGAACUGUAUCUUUAAAAAAAAACUCUGUUUACCUGUCCUCUUCUAGUAGGAGUGGCUUAGGAACCAGUUGAGUGAGGUAUUACUUCCAAUUCUGUAUACCAGCUACCUGAAGAGAAAGCUGAUGCUACAGACCAGGAAGUUAGAAAUAAAUAAGCUUAAAACCACACCAGAACUUGUCUUUUAUAAAUAAAAGCAUCCCAUGACAAAAUAAGGAGACUGGAAAUAGCAAAUUUAUGCUUUUCAUUAAAUGUCUGGAGCCCUUGUGAUAACUGAAGUGUUUUGUGACUUACUUGGAUUACAAAGCUUCCUACGCCGAAAAUUGAUCUUCUGACUUUUGAAACUUAACUGAUAUCUUCGUGGCUCAUCGUUAAACAAACCUCUGGGUGAAACAUUGAGACUGUCCUUUGUUCAAAGAGCUUGACCAAACAGGAAUUCUGGCAGUUGGUCCAGCAGAGCUAUGGCACUGAGCUUGGUCUGAAUGCUAAGGAGAUGGAAAACAUGUCAUUGACACUUGAAGACAAUGAGCAGCCAAGAAGUCCGGGAAGAAGCAGCUUGGAUGAAUCUAGGGAAAGAGAUGAAAAAUUAUCAAGAUCAAUCAGCUUUACUCGUGAACCCAUUAGUAAGGUUCCAGAGACAGAAUCAUUUAAUGGAAGUACACCCAAAAUGGGAUUACGGAAAGAGGAUUCCAUGAGUCCCAAACAGGACAAGAAGAGCCCUUUACUGAUUUCAGAAAGAAAAUUAAAUAGAUCCCCACCUAAGGCCCUGGACCUGAACAAGAAUGAAUACCUUUCUCUGGAUAAAAGCAGUACUUCAGAUUCUGCUGAUGAAUUUGAAGAAAAUAUUCCUGAGAGAGACCUCACUGGAAGACUUUUUAUAAACCACGUUUUUCAUAUCAGUGCUGAUAGAAUGUUUGAAUUGCUUUUCACCAGUUCACAUUUCAUGCAGAAAUUUGCCAAUUCCAGGAAUAUAAUAGAUGUAGUUUCUACCCCUUGGAAUGUUGAAACUGGUGGUGAUCAGCUAAGAACUAUGACAUAUACUAUAGUUCUCAACAAUCCGUUGACUGGAAAAUUCACCUCAGCCACUGAAAAGCAGACACUAUAUAAAGAAAGUCAGGAAGCUCGAUUUUACUUAGUAGAUUCAGAAGUUCUGACACAUGAUAUUCCUUAUCAUGAUUAUUUCUACACUUCGAGUAGAUACUGCAUCACUCGUUCUUCAAAACAAAAAUGCAGGCUACGAGUUUCUUCAGAUGUAAAAUAUAGAAAACAACCAUGGGGUCUUAUAAAGGCUUUAAUCGAAAAGAAUUCUUGGAGUUCAUUGGAAGAAUAUUUCAAACAACUUGAAUCAGAUCUGUUAAUGGAGGAAUCUUUGCUCAAACAGUCUGUGGAAGAUCCUGUAAAACCCAGUGGCUUACGGAGGAGAAGACGGCCCUGUAAUCGAAAUGUGGCAGAAAUGCUUCCUAAACACUCUUCUCCACACCCCCCAGGGGCCAUAGGCCUGGACUCCAAGGGAGACAAUAAAGGAAGAAAAAGAGAAGCAGAAAGCCAUCACACUGUUAUCAUUGUGAUGAUGAGUGUCUUUUUGCUGUUGCUAGUCUUGUUGAAUGUGACCCUCUUUCUCAAGCUGUCAAAGAUAGAGCAUGCUGCUCAGUCAUUUUAUCAUCUCCAUGUUCAGGAAGACAAAUCUGGGAAUUUACCCUCUAAUAUGGUAUCAAGAGGAGAAAACACUGAGAAGAACAAAGAUCAAUCCCAUCGCUUGAAAGGAGUACUUAGAGACUCCAUAACUAUGCUUGAACAGCUGAAGAGCUCCCUCAUUAUGCUCCAGAGAACCUUUGACCUCCUGAAUAAGAACAAGACAAGCAUUGCUGUUAAGAGCUAGCCAUUUCAGGACCUAAAAUUCUUAUGAACUGAGACAAUGAAUGAAGAGAUUUGGAAAUCAUCCAGAGAAGAAGGAUUUCACUUGUCACAGCAACAUCUGCAAUAGGCUCCCCACCCUCCAUUGAUUUCUUGUAUUUUCAAUAGAAAAUGUAUUUUUAAUAUUUAUUUAAUAAUUAUGGCAACUUAUGACACGGAAUAUAUCCUUUUAUUUCUCGCAUAUAUUUCUAAGCUGUGAAUUUCUAGAACAAACAUGUAAAAUUACUGUACUCUUGAACUUCUGUGAUUUAUAUUUAAAAAGGCAAAGCACUUUGAAUUGUGACCCACUACUUUCUCUAGUGAGGGUUGAUUUUUUUGUUGGCACUGAUUGAAAAAGAUAAUGUGAAGUGAUGUGUUUUUCUACCAGAGAUAUUACCUGUUUCAUGAAAGCAACAUCAGAAAAAAACCUCUUUAUUCUUGUUAAAGGAAAGGUAUAAAUCCUUUUCAUGAGUUAUUUCUGUUUAUUCACUAUAAACAUUUUUUAUAAUUCUUCCAUUAUUCAGUGUGGAAGUUCAAUAGUUAAAUCCUUUUGGGUUUGAGCCUGAGUGAUAACUUUUCCAAAGAUCUGGCCAGUUCCUCUGAUGUGGCUAGUAAUUCUAUAAAGAAAUAUUUCCUUUUUAUAUAAAUGGCUGUCGGAGGUGACAAAACCGUGGCUCUUUAUGUGAAUAAUGGCAGAGCAGCUUUUUAGGCAGACUGAAUGGGAAAGUAGAUUAUCAGAAAAGAAAAUGAAGAUUCCUGCUCUGAGACUUAAAAGCAGAACAUUCUGCUGUUAAAUCUAGGCAUGCAUUGAUGGAUAAGGACGACUUGAACCACCAGCUUGUCUUUAACUUAGGCUCUCCCCAACUGAUGGAAGUGAGCCAGCUGAUUGUAAAUAAUUUCAGGCUUACUUUCCAGUGACCAUAGAGGUCAUAAUAUUUUUUGUGUAUGUAGGUGCUUUGUUUUAGCAGAUAAAAUACAAAUUAGACAAGUCUUGGCUCUUUCAUUCUGACUUGACUUGGUCGGAAAGUAUGUAUGCACUUUGCCCCCCCCCCCCCCCCCCCAAUUACAUGUAGAAAUAAUUGUUGACAGUUGUUUCCUGACAUUUUGCAAUUCAUAUUCUCUCCCUUCCUCCCUCCUUCUUUCAGAGGCGGCGAAUAGCCUGAUAUAGGUUUAUGCCAGUGCUUUCAAUAUAUAUGCAUUCUUGUACACGUGUGCUAUCCUUUCUGAACAGAAUAAAAACCAAGAGUUUUCUUCAGGAGUUACUGUGUUGAAAGAGAAAGCUCUGGGUUUUUACCCUGGGACGCUAGAAUAACAUUGGAUGAGAGUUUUCUUUCAUAAAUUUUUAUUCUAGUGGAUGAGCAGUAGGUUUGAGUUAAUAAGCCUUCCCUGAUUUCCAGUCACAGAAGCCCCAUGGGAUUAUUAUAGUCUUUCCUGAAGAGGCCAGUCAAGAAUAGAAAUCCUGACUGUAGGGGAAAUUGUGGUUGUCUUCCUUCUCUACAGGUAGUAGUUUUGGAAUGCCUGUAGUGAGGAGUUUCCCAGGGUGGAGUGGAGACUAGAAACAGCAGUUACUGAAUUUUCCAGUGAGAACUCAAUGGUGGGAGAUGUUUGCUAUGGUCACAAGAAGGAUAAAUAACAAACUGAACACUUUCUGUGGUGCUUCAUCAGCUGUAGAGAUUGUCCUUACUAUAUACCUCAAAGAAAAUGAUCAAAUUGAGUUACUUUGCAAAUUUAGACUAAAAUUUUAUGUACAAGUUAUGAAAUUUUAAAGAAAAUUUGAACUUGUCACAUAAAUUGAGUAUCAAUAAAACAGUUAAAAUUCCUGAA
Molecule: messenger RNA, 5421 nt
Organism: Monodelphis domestica (gray short-tailed opossum)
Lineage: Eukaryota; Metazoa; Chordata; Mammalia; Didelphimorphia; Didelphidae
Source: RefSeq, a predicted model, not a curated record